UCAAAAUCUAAAUUUUUUAAUUUUUUUACUAAUACAAAUUAUAUAUAGGUAGUUUCUAUGGUACCCAAAAGGUACCAUACCUUUGUCCACUUGGACCAAUCAGAAUGUUGCAGUUGAAUUAUUUAAAUCUAAAUUAAAAAUGAUUUAAUGAUUUGGACCAAUCAUGUGAGUGGUAGGUACGGUACCCCAUUUUUUAAAUGGGUACCAGAGUUGUCACCUUAUAUAUAUACUAAUGAUCAAAAUUGUGUCUCGACAAGUGUGAAAUGUUGACCGUUGCAUUUAGUUUGAGUGAUUGAGCCCCUGCAGCCCAGGUCCCAAUUCCCCUUACCAGUCUCGCCCCAUCUACCAGACCAAGACCUGAAGCCCUGGCAACCCAACUCACCAAGUGAAGCCCUGUCCAUCAACCCCAGCGAGCAAACCACGGCCCAACCGCGGUCCCCUUCGGCCCUUCUUCAGAUUUCUUGCUUAAUCUCCGGUGCGGUGGUGCUCCCAUCGGCUAUCUCCAGUCUCAGCCUCCAGUUUGUGCAGGUUGUUUGACAAACAAUCCCUAUGUUACGAUAUUACACAUUAAAACCUAAAUGGCCGAGCAUCUGUGGUUCUUCAUCGAUGAUGAAGUUUUUCAAGAAUAAUUAGCGUAACAAGAUUGAAGAAGAAUACAUGACUAAUCGGUUGAUGCGUAACAUUAGCAAAGAUGUAUUUAUUAAAAUUGAGAAUAGUCAUUAUGAAGCGAUUUCAGAGUAUGACGCCUCAAAGACAAAGAUUGCCGCCUCUCAAUUAUUCUCCUUCAUUUGACGCAUCAAUUUCGAAUCAAAAUUAAGGUAUUCUUUAAUUAACUUUUUAUUUAAAUUUUAUUGUUUUGUUUAUUGCUAUAUUUAUAAUAUCUAAGUAGUAUAAUUUAUGUGCUAAUGUGCCCCUCCAAAUCACGAGUCCUGGUUCCACCAUUACUUUUUGUUCCAAACAACCCAAAAAUAAAACCCCAAAUGUAGCAUUUAGAAUUAGUUGCUUCGUAUUUUUCCUUUAUUGCCCAUGUCGUUUUUUACGAAUCCCCUCCUACUUGCAGAAAACAUUUCCGCCAAAGUGAAAGAGUAAAAUUCCGCCAACCUAGAUCUUCUUCCACCGAAGAGCAUGGUUGAAAGUUGAAACAUAGAGGUGUGCAACGUGUCAAUAAGUGGAUUUGGAUCAGUUUCGGAUAAUUCCAUUCCAAAUUGGGAAAAAUGAAAAUUAAUAAUCUAACCUUUUAGCGGUCUUCUUUAAAUAGUCCGACCUUUUUGUUAUUCAUGAAUAAUCCAACAUUUGCACCUCAUCUUCAUUCAUUGGUCCCCGACCGGUUGAUGAGCUGCUAUUCCGAGUUAUUUUCUUAUCUCAGCAAACUAUUAUACCAUAAAUUUCACCUUUCACAAAGAUAAUAUUUUGCAAAUAUAAGAAAAUAACUUGGAAUAACAGGUCAUCAACCGAUCAGGGACCAAUGAAUGAAGAUGAGGUGCAAAUGUUGGAUUAUUCAUGAAUAACGAAAAGGUGGGACUAUUAAAAGAAGACCGCUGAAAGGUUGGAUUAUUAGUUUCCAUUUUCCCUUCCAAAUUCACUUUUACAUAUUCUUUCUUACUAUCGGAUCUAACUUGAUCCAACUUCAAACAUAAUACUCGGUAUUUUCAAAAGAUAUUAAGCUUUGUUGUGAUAUCUCUACAUCUCUAUCUCUAUCUCUACAAUUAUAUAAGCAUGAAUAUUGUUAGAGGUAUAAUGGUCUAGAAAAAAAUGUUGUGUCUCUUUGUGCAAUAGCUAAUUUCUAUCUACAAUUAUAUAAGCAUGAAUAUUGUUAGGGGUAUAAUGGUCUAGGAAAAAAUGUUGGUGUCUCUUCGUGCAAUAGCUAAUUGUACCGAUGGCAUAUCGAGAUGAAACUUUAAGCGCUUAGGGCAGAGAAGUUGAUGACCGGGUUAGCUUUGCCAUCAAAGCCUAUCCUUCUCCAAAAUUAAGGAGUGUUUGCAGUUGAUUAAAAAAAGCACUUUUCAGCUUUUGACUUAAAAAAAGUUAAAAAGAGUGUUUUCAAAUGACAGCUUCUGCUUAAAUUAAUCAGUUAAAAGCUAAAAGCUGGAAGCAGGUGGAAGGGUGCUUUAAACUGCUUUUCACUUUUUCUAUUACACAAAAAGUACUUAUUUUAUCAAACACUACCAACUUUUACUUUUUCAGAAUCACUUUUUUCUCAAACACUACCAACUUUUACUAUUAAUCACUUUUCCCCAAAUCACUUUAAAAAAUCACUUUUUUAAAGUUGAAGCAAUUGCAAACACUCCCUUAAUCGCCCGCGGAUCGCCUGCUUCUCUUCUUCUCUUCUCUUUAGCCUACCCCCAAUUUCUUAUGCUCCAAUUUCUCUCCACAUUGGUCUUCUGUUCUCUUCUUCCGCUGGAUGCCUACUCCAAAUCAACUGCCACUGAAAAACUUCUUCUGCUCCCAUGGAAGAUUGUGUUCUUCUUCCAAGUUAGAAUUCUUCCAAAUGGUAAAGAAGGGAUUCCUUCCGGAUGUCAUCACAUAUUACGUUCUCAUUGAUGGGCCGUGCAAAUAUCACAAUUUGGCUACAAGUUGGAUGCAGGGGUACAAAUUUUUGAGGAUAUGGUGACAACUGGAAGCAAGCCUGAUUUUGCCAUUUACAACGUCCUCGUAAAUUCACAUUUCAAAGAUGGCAAAUUGAGAAAAGAGUUGGAAUUGUUCAAGUACGUCUUGGAUUGUGGGCCAGAUCUUGAUAUCGUGACUUACAACACUGUGAUUUGUGGCUAUUGCUCUAUGAGAAUGUUGGAUGAAGCAGUUCAUCUCUUUGCAGAGUUAAAGAAGAGACAGACCGGUCACAACACAAUCACAUUAACUAUAUUGAUUCAGGUCUUCUGUAAAGGAGGGAAACUGGAUGUGGCUGUGUCGUUUAUUCUCUGAAGUAACAGGAAAAGGUAGAGUCCCCAACGUGGUCACAAAUAGCUAUUUGAUGGAUGGCUACUUCAAGUUGCAUUCAUUCAAAACAGGUUUUGAGCUUCAUAAGGAGAUGCUCAGUAACAACAUUUCCCCAAAUAUCAUAAGCUACACAAUUCUGUUCGACGGUCUCUGUGAAAAGGGGAUGACGAAAGAGGCUUUAUUGGUCUUUUAUUCUGCUUCGAGAUAUGGGUUUGCCCGAUGUGAUAACCUAUGAGUUCUGCUCUGUGGGUUUUGCAAGUUUGGGGUUCUGCUUUGAGAUGUGGGUUUAUAAGUUUCCUAUUAUUUGCUUAUAAGGAAAACUCCCCAGCUUACAUGACUUUCAGCUGCAUCAUCCUUUUUUCUAUACUAUCUACUUUGAACAGGAAGACAUCAUAUUUCGAGAUUAAGAAUAUUUGUAGGAGGUUACCAGUAAAGUGGCUUUGCAAAGAGUUUCAAGUUUCACCUCAUUAUGUUUCAUUGGCAGUGUCUGAUUUGUUGGAAAAGAUCUUCUGGAGGAUGUUUGAUUCUGGGUUCUAUUAGCAAUGCGAGACAGCAAGCGCAAGUAUAAAAUCAUAGGCACCUUCAUGAGUGUGUACUACAACUCAAAGAAGGGAAAGAAGACGGAGAAGGAAGUGCAAGAGGCUGAACAAGAGAAACCCGAAAUGGAGACCCCUGAUGUUAAUUGAUUAAUAACCCAUGGACUAUUGGAGUUUGGUGGUGCUUCUUUGAUUUGAGGCCUUUUUUUUGUUUCGGGAGUUUAUGUAUGUUUGGCAUUGGUUCUCUUUUUUUUUUUUUAACUUGUGUGUGUGAGUGAGAUGGGUGGCUUUAGAGGUCAGAAUGCCAUAUUGGACUAAUUAAUGUUUAUAAAAUUUGCCACAUUUUUUGUGUGUUCACUUCAUAAA
Messenger RNA from Cuscuta epithymum, 3836 nucleotides. The record is from the annotation of a GenBank genome assembly. Lineage: Eukaryota; Viridiplantae; Streptophyta; Magnoliopsida; Solanales; Convolvulaceae.